Messenger RNA from Lymnaea stagnalis (great pond snail), 12497 nucleotides. Lineage: Eukaryota; Metazoa; Mollusca; Gastropoda; Lymnaeidae. The record is from the annotation of a GenBank genome assembly.
AGGAGUUCGACUGAUAGGUGUAAUGCUAUUUUACUGAAUACAUAACUAAGUUUGAAGGGAUUGGUGAGUAUUGUCAUUCCAUAUGAUAUUUUAUGCAAAUAUAAUGCUAAAUUUACGCUUAAGUUGUUAUUCUUCACACAUAUAAAAACGAAGCUGACAAAAUUUUAAAUUUUUAUCACUCAUUUAAAUAAGUAUUAGAUUUACACGUAAAUUAAAUAUCUACAUAUCUACCCUGUAACUUCUUUAAAAUCGUAUUUAGGCAAGAGAGAUUACAUCUUUUUAAAGGUGCAUGCUGCACUUAUAAAACUAGUGGUAUGUUUAACAUUAGAUGGAACUACAAUCGUGUCAUUAACACCCCAAACUUUCGUGUUAUUUUCACCAUUUAAUGAAGAGCUAAGAAUCGCAAGCCAAUAUCUAAAGUCAUUUUCCUAAAAAUCAGACCUGUCGUUUAAGCAGAUUAACUCAUGUAAUGGGAUGCUUUGAAGACUUAAGAGUUUUAAAACUCCAUUCCUUAUUUGUCAAUAGCUUUUUUAAAAUUGUCGUAGUACCAAACCUUUUCAAAUUUACAACUUGGUAUUUUAAAUAUAUUUUUUAUGGCCAAAUUUCAUUAUCUGUGUAAUAUCGGGAAUUCUCGAAAAAGUUUCUUUGCCUGAAUUCGAUUUUCACCUAACUAAGAACCACCUUGAAAUAACAUUAAAUACCUAUUAAAUUUUCAGGUAAACAUGUUGUUUGGAAAUCUUUAACCAAGGAUAAACGUAGUAGGUCAGAGGUCGGGGAAUGCGUCUCAUUUAAUGAAUACAUUGGGCUCAAUCCCAUGAUUUAUAAUCUCAGUAGCUGCAGUAGUGAGGAUAUAAAUAUGCAAUUUCAGUACCGAUGGAAAGUACGUUAAUGUUUUACUGUUUUUAUCAAGAAACACUAUGAUAAAUAAAUAUAAUUAGAUAAUUAUUUAAAAAAUUUCACUAAUCUAUUAAUAGUCCGGUUAAUUUUUAUUUUAGAAUAAGUUAUUUAUAUCAUAUUGGCAUUAUAUAUACAUAUACAUAUAUAUAUAUAUAUAUAUAUAUAUAUAUAUAUAUAUAUAUAUUAGAAUAUAUGACCCCAUGUUAAUGUGAUAAAAUAGCAAUGGAAGGCUCUUUGCGAUCAUUUCUACUUGCUAUUACGAAAACACAUCAUACUUCCCUAUUUUGAAAAUGUGUAUUUUAUUUUAUAAUAAGUUAUUUAUAUCAUAUUGGCAUUAUAUAUACAUAUAUAUAUAUAUAUAUAUAUAUAUAUAUAUAUAUAUAUAUAUAUAUAUUAGAAUAUAUGACCCCAUGUUAAUGGGAUAAAAUGGCAAUGGAAGGCUCUUUGCGAUCAUUUCUACUUGCAAUUACGAAAACACAUCAUACUUCCUUAUUUUGAAAAGGUGUAUCAUUAUAAUGAUGUUUACCUUUCUAACUUUAUUAAGUUUUAAAAAUAAUUUUUUGCUAUAUAUUAUACACCUAACCUGCCACUUUUUUUUGCGCCCCUAAGCUACACUUUUUCUAAACAUGACCUUAAAUUACCAAAUAUAAAUGAUCAUUAAUAAAAUAUUUAUGGUCUCUAAAGUAGUUCAAUGACGGCUGAUUUUUAAGCUAGAAAAAUACUUUAGAUGUCUUAAAUUGUAAAAUUGUUAAAAGAUGGGCCUAAAAUACUUCAUUUUGUGACUUCUGAAUUACAAUUUUUUUCUUUAAAAUUAUGAAAAAAUAUUUUCAAAUUCACAACAAUAACUUUAUAUACAACUUGAAAUAUAUUUUAUAUUAAAGGAAUUGGAUAUAUUGAUAUAUUUAUGAACAAAUUAACCUAACCUGUGCCUUCUUUUUACUAUUUAAUCGGAAAAUCGUAAAAUAAAGAAUUAGUUAAUCUAAAAAAAAAAUAUAUUAAAUGGUUUUACGUCUGAAACAGCGUUGAGGGCUUUUCAUUAAAAAAGAAAUCUUGUUAACCUCAAACAAAUAUACAACCACUUCACCUUUUAAUGUGUAAAAUCAAAAAUAUGUUUUAUCAUUUUGAAGGAAACAAAAAAAUAUAAACCCAUCUUUGUUCCAGUCAUUGAAUUGUAAAUAUUAAAAGAUGGCUCUUUUUAAAGAUUAAAUGUUCACGUGUAUAAAAUGAUGGGAAAUUGGUAUUCAUGGGUAUAAUUAUUCACAAUUACCCGUGUUUGUUUUUCAACGCCAUUCAUUGUUCUUAAUAGGUAAAUAUAUGUUUUUUAGUAAAAAAAGAAUGUAACAACUCUUUUUUCACGACUGUAACAUCAUUGAAUUCAAAGAAAAAAAAACAUCUACUGAAAACCGUUCACACCUUUUUUCCUAACUCCAAAACAUAUGUACCUAAGAAUUUUAAUUAUUUAUUGAAUGAUUUCCUUUAUUAUGAGGUAUAUCCUGUGCUGAAUAGGACAAAUUGAAGUUAUCAAAUCUCCCCAACAAUAAGUUUUUAAUAAAACAAUAAAAUUAUCGAAGGCAUACCCCCCCACCCCCCCCCCCCCCCNCAAUAAAUUUUUAAAAAAACAAUAAAAUUAUCGAAGGCAUACCCCCCAACCCCCCCCCCCCCCAAAAGCAGUUAAAAAUAUUUUUUGCACGCCCUUGAACUUAAUAAAAAUUCUUAAAUCACAGAUCCUUUUACCGACACAGUAUUUUAUAAAUAAUAAUUCAUUGUAUUGAAAUAUUAUUUUUAUUUAUAUUACAUUUAAAACGUAUUACAGAAAUCAAAUAUGUUACAUAAUUACGUUUUGAAAUAUUGACAUCAAAAUAAACCAAUUACAUCUUCUCUACCUCUUAUUUGAAUGAGUGAUAUGUGAAAAGUUAUUUAAUGUUAAAAAAUACAAACCUUAAUGAAUAAUAAAUGAACAAUUAUAUGUAUUAGCUUUAAAAAGAGGUUGUACAUUAUGAGUUUUGUCAUAUACCACUAUAAAAUUAAAGAAAGUGAAGAAUUUAUUUGCAAUUAAAAAUGGUGCUCUUUAAAAUUAAAUAUUUUUUCCUUAUUUAAGUUCAAUCGAAAAUUGUAAUUUGAAAUUGUCUAAAAAAAAACAUUUUUUUUGUUAGAUCAAAUCAAUUUUAAUUUAAUUUCUCAAUAUUAAAAGCGCACUAAAAAUGUACUUAAGUUGGCAUAAGUUGCGCAACUGCCGAUGCAGGCCUUUUCUGCAACUCCUUCAUUUCAGAUCCCUUCAUGGAUUUUGCAUCUAAUUGCGGGCCCCCUGUGGUAUAAUUCCUUCUCUACAUAUUAAUUCAUCUCAGUCUUGAUUGACCUGUGAGCCAUCUGCUCUUUGGCAUCUUACCCUAGACCAUUUUCGACGCUAUAUCAGCAUGCAUCCUCUCACCACUAUAGGUGUCCUGUUCAGCGAUGCCUUGAUCCUUAUAUAACUACGCUAUAUGUCUUGACACAACCGAUAUAACUUUUGGUUUAUACGAAAUUCAUUAUAUCAUUAUCUAAUAAUGGACAGUGUACUUUUCAUGACGAUUAUCCAGUCCCAUAUAUUAAGCGUUUCUCGGCUUUCAUCAAGAGUUACCAAGUCUACCUUGCAAACAUUAGAACUGCUCUUAAAAUAUGAAAUAUAUGGUUUUAUUAGACUUCUGAUGCCUAAUAGCUUUUGAAAACAGAAUAAAAACAAUUGCCUGGCAUGAACUUUUUAACAAAUCCUACAUCAAUUCCUUAAACUACAUGGUUCCAUUAAGGUGCAUUUUCGAGGUACUGGCAAGAAUGUUUUGGAGUAAAAUAGAAUAGAUCUGGACAUACUUCCUAUGGAUUAUCGUGUACCUCCUUAAAUUAAUUUGACUGGAAAUAACGAUUAGGCAACUGUCAUGCUGUAUUAAAGAUAAAUAUAAUUUUGAAAAAUUUUUUAAAAAAUAAUGGGGGACCAAAGUUAUUGUAAAAGUCCUUGUCUUGGUUGAAAAACUUUUCAAGGUUGCUCUUGAACGAUUGCAGAGUCUGGCUAAACGAAUCUACUCAGAGUCCAAGGGUGGCUUCCGAAAUUGGCGCUCAACAAUUGACAAUAUAUUAUCGGUACGUCGAAUGCAGGAGAAAUGUCGUGAACAGCAUAUUCCUCUUUCUACUGUUUUCUUAGCCCUGAAAAAGGCAUUCGACUGGGCAAUUCGUAGAGGCAUGUUGAAUAUCUUGCAGAGAAUAGAUUGUCCCCCUCCACUGCUCACAAUCAUAAAUUCAUGACACAAAAACAUGAAAAGCACAGUAACCUUCAAUGACGUGGUUUCUGGGGCAUUCGUUGUAAGCAGCGUAGUAAAACAAGGUUGUGCAUUGGCACCAACGCUCUUCUGCAUUUACUUCUCGAUUCUUAUUCAAAUUGCCUUCAGGGACUGGGAAGAUAAAAUGUACAUCCAUACCAGAUCAGAUGGUAGGCUGUUCAAUAUUGCCCCCCUUCCUGUAAAGACCAAGUUUUGUUUUUUGUUUUUGUUUUUUUAAGUACUACUUUAUGAACUGCUGUUCGCUGAUGAUGCCGCCUUUAGUGAAUAGUUAAUCGUCUAUCACACGCUCGUAAAGAGUGUUUUUUUUUUUUUAAAUGUGUCUACCUAAAGAAAAUGUCUUGAUGCAAGAAUCCCCGUCCCCUUAGAUCAUGUUUAUUUAGGUUCAUAAUCUUUUGAUUGUUGAGAAUUUAAUUUAUCUUAGAUCUAAUAUUUCUAUUUUUACUUUAUGAACUGCUGUUCGCUGAUGAUGCCGCCUUUAGUGAAUAGUUAAUCGUCUAUCACACGCUCGUAAAGAGUGUUUUUUUUUUUUUUAAAUGUGUCUACCUAAAGAAAAUGUCUUGAUGCAAGAAUCCCCGUCCCCUCAAAUCAUGUUUAUUUAGGGUCAUAAUCUUUUGAUUGUUGAGAAUUUAAUUUAUCUUUGAUCCAAUAUUUCUAUUUUUCACUCCUUUGACGAAGAGGUAAAAAUCAAUAUAGCAAAGCAGCGCAAUUAUGGUCAAACUGAAUAAGUGGGUGUGAAGUUGUCUCAAUCGAACUGAUGAAAUCAAAACUAACUGUCUCUCAUGCAUGUGUGUUUAAUACGCUUCUAGAUGGCAGGGACGUUCGGACAACAUAACCAGUCAUAAGGGAAAACUAUAUAGCUUCCAUUAAAGAUGUCUGCGUCGCAUUUUUUGCAUUCAAUGGCUGGACUAGGUUAUUAACACAGAGGUUUUAGAGCUUGCACAAAUGUAGAAUAUACUCUGCUCUUAGCAAGAUUUGCCUUCUCAGUUUAGGCCAUGUAACGAGAAUGGAGAAAGACAAUGUUACAAAGUAGCUAAUUUAUGGUGAGUUGGCAGACGUGACAAGACUUAUUGGAGGGCUAUGCCUGAGAUUUAUGGACAUUGGCAAAGUAGCUUGAGGGAAACUAACAUUGAAAUCAACGUAUAUGAGAUCAAUGCGGAACAAAGUUCAAGCUGCCCAAAAGCUAUGUAUGAAAGAGUCAAAGAGUCAUAAGAUGGGCGAAACAAAGUCCGUGCAAUAAAAAAGAAUAAAACGGUAGAAAAAAAUUAACCAGGAUUUAAUAUUCUUUAGCAGUUGAGAUUGUUAUUCCAGGAUUGGCCUGAUGAGUAAUUUGGUGAAGCGUAAAUAGCUACUCCAUUGCCUCGCAAAGACAGAAAGAUGCCCUAUGUAUACACUGUGUCAAGGACUGGAUGCAAUUAUAACGGCGGUGUCUUGGGCGUUGACCCCGAUUAUGGAAUAGUCUGAAAUUGGAAUUAUUCUGCAAUAGUGUUAUCAUAUGUUUCGUAGCAGUGGCGUAGUUAGGUUUCUUCUUUUAAAUAUAAAUAUCCAUCGUGUGGCGCUUACAAAAUCAAAAAUAAAUUAAUUGAAGAUCCAGAGGUAUAUGUAUUUAACAGAUGUAAAAACUUAAGUUAUAGUUAUUUUUACAAUUAAAUUUACUUGCUACAAAUUUUCCAUUCUUGAUCUUCAAAGCUCCAAAUCUGUCAUUCGAUUUCAAAAGUUAAAGGACUGUGCUAGUGAUGAAUCGGCAAAACUAUUAAUUUUUUAGAAUUUCUGGUUUCCGAAAAUUUAAAUUCCACAACCUUUUUAUUAAAAAAAAUAAAUAAUUCAAUUUUCAAAAGUUAUUAAAAUUAUAAAAAAUUAGGACAACAUUUUUUAACACUCUAAAUAGGUAAAACGUUAUUAUAGAUGAUUUUAAUUUUUACUUAUUCGAUUCGUAUACUUAGAAUCGCCAGACCUUAUCAUAUUUCGUUUAAAUAAAAAGUUUUAUUUCUCAGAAUUAAGAGAAAUAUAGCUUACUGUCUCUUACGAAAAUAGACGAACACAAAUUGGCGUUGAAUCAUGGUCACAACUGUUUAAUCUGACAUAAUUAUAGGGUCACCUCAAUUUUGAUGCCCCAGUCUUAAACUUUAAUAAAGUACGCAUUUGGAUUUGCUACAAGAGGGGGGGGGGUCAAUUGGAGAGAGCAUCGAAUUACGCCCCUGUUUCAUAAUGUACUCAUCUGUAAAUAUUGUUUUGUAAGUAAGAAAAAAAUGCAAGCUGCAGUUAAGGUAAUAGUUAUUUCGGAAAUAUAGAAGAUUUUGAUAAACUAGUCAUUGAAAGAAUUGAAUAUAUAUGUCUUCUUAAGAUUUUUAGAUAUACUGGUCCUUUAAUAUUUUUUAUAUACUGUUUAUUUAAGUAUUUGGAAUUUCUGGUCAUUUAAAGAAUCGAAUAUAUUGGUCAUUUUUGUUAAUUUGGAUAUUCGGUCAUUAAAAGAUUUUGAUAUACUCGUCAUUUAAAGAUUUGGAUAUACUGGUCAUUUAAAUAUUUAAAUAUAUUUGACAUAUUAAGAUUUCGAUAUACCGGUCAUUUAGAGAUUUGGAUAUACUGGUCAUAUAAAGAAUUUGAUUUAUUUUUUCACAAAGAUAAAACAUUUUCAAAACUUCUUGGAUCCAUAUUAAUAUAAUUAAAAAUUUAAGAGCUGUACGCCACAUAAAAAAAUGCCCCACGGGGCGGCACAUUCUUCGCCACUUAGGGUUUGAAACUGGAUAUAGAUAAAUAGGAAGAAUAUAUGUAUAUACAUUCAUGUUUAAAAUUAUAUUUUGAUUUUCAAAAGAUUUAAAUCUUCUUUCUACGAAGACAAAACCAUGGAGCCCUUACUUCCAUCAUUAAAUGAAGGUAACAUUAUUUGAAUAAUUAUAUAUUUUUGUAUACAGUAUUAUAAUAACACUUUUAAACAGGCUUUUUCUUUUUAAAAAGUUGUAGUUAAACAAAGCGUUGUAGCGAUUAAAUAGUAUGUUGCUAAUCUGAGUAAUACUAAAAAAUCAAUAUAAAAAAGACUGCAUUUUACAAAAAUUUACUUUUAAAUAUACAAUAACUCCAAGAACAUUCUUUGCAAUUUUAUUUCAAUAUAUACAUAAAUAUUGCAUGUUGAAUAUAUAUAAUAUAUAUAUAUAUAUAUAUAUAUAUAUAUAUAUAUAUAUAUAUAUUUAUAUAUAUAUAUAUAUUUAACAUUAAAUUGUUUUUCUACACAUUUUACCAGUUAAGAGGAUAUUUUCUUUGCGUCAAAAUUUUGAGGAUUCGCAACUGACAUUUGGUAAGUAUUUUAAAGUGUGUGUCUGUUGUUUUUUUUUAAUAUAAUGAUAUGUUAUUUUUUUUUCAUUUUAAAAACAUUAUUUUGUCUAAAGGUGAUUAAUAUUGUUAAGACUGUUCAAAAAGUUGGGGGGGAUACAAUGGUCAAUUCGUUCUUUUUCUAAUACAAGUUUUUAUUGUAUUAUCUUAUUAUUUAUUAUUGUGAUUAUCAAUGAAGUCUUUCAGCCAAAAUAUACAUUUUCUUUGUUUUUGUUCACAUACAUUGUCUUUAAUAUUUUAUUUCGUCGUUUCCAUUAAAAUAUGUGUCAUUGCCUUUAAAUGUAAGUUAAUACUAUAGUUGUUGUUAUAUUUUUACUUCAGACAAUCCAGAAUAUCAAGAGUUAGCUGAGAUGAGCGAAGCUAGUAUUAAAAUGGAAUGGUCAAAUUGUAAAAAAAAGCAAGGUCAUCAAGGAUUUAUUCCAUGGAAAGACUUUCAAUCAGAUCCAGAACGUUAUUGUAAAGAAGCUAAACUUACUCCCACUGAAACAACUUUGAAGUAUAUAGAAACAAUGACAAACCUUACAGCACGAUUAGAAGUAAAAUUUGUCAGUAGCAACCGACCAGAACUGUAUAGAAAAUUAUUUGAACAUAGAGGAACAGAACACAUAUUUACUGGAACAGGUUGUGUAGUGCAUGACGUGAAUGUAUCAAAUCAUCCAUGUCGAUGUAUUAAAUGUAGGAAAAUGGCAAAGAAAUAUGAUACAGAAAUAAUCAAAACAUUUUCAGUUUACAUUGCAACAGCCACGCAUGUUGUUUAUGAUGGCGAGGAAGCAAAGAAAAUGACAGCUGAAUUAAACUACAACGACGAUGGUAGAAAAUGUAUUAAAAGGUUAUAUGGUGUUUCUUUGUGUGAUCGCAGUGUCACUGGUGAUGCUUGUGUAGUAGAAUGUGUCACGUGUGAUGAACAGUUAGCCAAAGAAAUAAAGACAAACUUACAAAGCUACCAUUUAUUGUAUAGAGAAUAUCCAAGAAGUUAUAAACCAAUUGUGGUGAUUAUAUCUCAUCCACAUGGCAAACCUAAGCACAUUAGUUUUGGAGAAUAUAGAACAUUACUUUUUAAACGAGAUGGUCUAAUUACUUUAAAAGCAAUUGAAUACAAUGCUACUACAUGUCCGGGAAGUAGUGGUGCCCCUGUGUUGGUAAUGAGUGAUAAAUGCUCCUUCAGGAGUACUAAAAUUGUGUUGUCGAAUUUUCCAGCUCAUUCUGGAGUAAAUUCUGAAGGUCUUAGCUUUUCCGCGACAUCUUCAAAUCCAACAUUGAAAAUAAAACCAGAAAAAAACGGUUAGUUCCUGUUGUUUUGUUUUUAUUAUUUUUAAAGAAAACAAAUUCCUAUUAAUAAAUAUUUAUACAUUACCUAGAGAGAACAACUUGUUCUUUAAACAAAAUUUUGCGUCUUAAAAAAAAUAAUCAAUUGUGUAUAUGAUAUCGUUAAAAUUCGCUAAGUACAUAUCUGUCAGUAUUCAAUAGGCGAGAAGAAUAAAAUUCUCAGAAUUUUUUACUCUUACAAAGUAAAUUAAUGAAAUGUAUGUUUUAUCUUGUAAAUUAUGUAAUUUGAAAUUCUCUAAACACUAGGACCAUUGAUUAAAGUUUUUUGUAUUUUUAAAAAUUUAUUGACAUAAAUUAAAUAUUAUUUUUUCUCUUUACUUUUAACAGGUAACCGAUAAAAAGAAGGAAAUACUCAAAGAAGGUAAUUUCCAUCUUUAAAGAUGAAAAAAACUACGUGUAUAAAUUUUAAAUUGUUCAAAAUUAUACAUUUAAUCUGUUACAGAUUAAAUUCAUGUACAGAGCACCAUGGUCACCAUAUGGUUAUAAAAAUCAAACGUUUUUUGUCAUAUAAUUUUUAAAUUAUACAUAAGAUAGUUGUGUCUCAUGCAAAUCAUAUUGAUUUUAAAUUGUUCACGCGUGAAUUACAUCACGCAAUACAUUAAAGAAUACUUUCUUUGAACAAAUUCAACUAUUUUUUUUUAUGUAACUCUAAGGUACUUAAUAUGGUGUGCCAUGUGAGAUAAAACACAAAUUUACAAACUGAUAUAUUUAAAGGUGAUCCAUAGUUAGUGACCAGUUUAUGAUUGAAAUAUUUUUUGUUUUAAUACACAUUAUCUGAAAAUAUUAGUUGCACAAAAGCACAAAACAUACAUUAUUAAAAUAAAACAUACGGCUUUAUACUAAAAAUUGGUAAUAAAUGCAUUGGUUAAAAUAUGUCACGCCCAGAACAGUGCCACACAAGGGCGACCAACCUUCAUUCCCCUCUUCUAUAACGUAUUAGCGGACGAUAGGGCAUUCAAUGCCUAAAAUACGGAUUCCAAAAUAAAAAAUCGGGAAAAUUUCGAUUUUAGUAAAAUUUUAAAUUGCUGACCUGUAAAAAAAAAAGAAAACUAAUCCUUUCCAAAUCGGAAAUAUUAAAACAAUAACAAAAUACCUAACAUGGAGUCAAAUGUGAGCUGUUUCCAAUCUUUUAGCUCGCGUCAGCGAAGACUAACCAAUGGGAUCAGUUGUUGAAAUCUAUGAGCAAGGAUAAGGAAUAUCUUGCAGUAAACGUCUAACUCGAGAUAGCUUUUUUUUUUUCUGUUUCAGAUGUAGAGUCAUCUGACAUGGCCCUAAACUUGUCUUCGUAAAAUACACUCUAUGUGUUCAAGACAUCUCUUCUUUAAGAGUUCGCUGUUAUUGUAAUAUUUCUAAAGCCUUCUGUCAUGAUCCACAAGUUUAGUCUAGAUAUUACAAAAAUAGAUUUCCCAUUAAAAGGUAAAAUAGAAAACAAUGUAAGAGUAUGAUCUGAAGAGAUUUAUGAAAACAACGUAUUAUCUUUACAAACCUUAAGGGAGUGAGAUAGUGCAUACCAUCAUUCGUUUUAUGCACUUCCUUAUAGGUUGUAUUCUUGGCAUUUGGAAAAAGUAAAUUAUGAUUCAGUACUAUGUAGUUUAUUACUUGCAAUUUUUAAAAAAAAUUCUUUAAAUAAUAGAAGUUCUCCGCUCGGAAUAUAGGCGACAGGAUUUCUGGGAAAUUUAGUGGAUUUUUACGUCAAAUAAAAUUAUCCUCAGAUUAAAUGUAUAACAAGUAAAUAAAGCAUGUGCUUGUUAACAUAAGCACAACAAAUUAAAUAAAUCUUAGAGCAGUUUAAUUUUUUAAACUAGAUGUUGACUAAAUAAGAAUUUAAAAAGAUUCUCGUUUUAAAUAUUUAUGUUGUCUUUACUUGCAGAUAAUUUCAUUGUCCCAGAAAAAGUUGAAGCAGAUCUUCAUAGACAUUCAGUUGGGUGCGGUAAAAAUCCCGGACACACUCAGUUUGUACCUGUAUAUGAUUUCAAUAUAAACCAUUUGCCUGAAGGAUGUCAUGAUAAAGAUUUGGUUGAGUUUGUAAAAUGUUUGGCCGAUCUCACAGUUCGAGUAGCUGUUAAGAUGAUUAGCACAGAGAGACCUGAAUUCUGGCCAAACACCAAUCAACCCUAUCCUUUAUACAAUAAGCGUGGUAUGAAUGAAAUGCAUCUUGGUACAGGACUAAUUUUGUUAAUACGCCAAAUAGAAGACGUGCAGCAUCCAUUAUGUACUUGCCGUAAUUGUCAAUAUUCUAAUACACCAAUUAAGGUCAAUUUUCACAUUUACAUGAAAACAACAACACAUUUAGUUUUUGAUGAUGUAGAAGCAGGUCAUACAAUAGCACGUAUAUUUUUUGGAUCACAAGAUAGUCCUUUGGUAACAUUGGAUGGAUUUCGUGCUGUGGAUUGUGAUAUUGAGGGUGAUACAUGUUAUCUUAAAUGUGUUACAUGUGAUGCAGAUCUUGCUGAUAAACUGUUGAAGAUGACUCAAAAUCUGUGGAACAUAUAUGAGAAAAUUGAAGAUAAAUAUAAUUCAAAAAGUUUGAGUAUAAUAUUAUCUCAUCCUCACGGUAUUCCUAAACAAUUUUCAGUCGGACGUGUAGUAGAAGGCAUUACAUUAGCUGAGGGUUAUGACAUUAAAUUCACUAAACACAGUUAUACAACAAGCACGUGUCCAGGAUCAAGUGGGGCUGCCGUAUUUAUUCUUUCAAAAGAUACCACACCAUUUAUUGAGAAGUAUAUAACACAUCCCGUGCACAGUGAUGCACUAGACAGUGGGCUAAAUAAAUGUUCAUUUGCUAUGGACACGUUCAAUUAAAUAGUUUUCAGUAUAAUUUAUCAAUUAUAUCUUGAUGAAACAAUAGGGAGAUAAUAUUUUGUUAGACUAAUAAUAAAACAAGCUUCGGGUGAAUUUUUGUUUUAAUUAACACAAAAUUUUGUAAAAGAAUGUAUACAACUAAAGUAUUUUUGUUUUUUUAAAUAAAUUUAACACUGAUGACCUUAUCUCACAAUUCUUUUUUUUUAACAUUUUUCUAAAGAAGUUGCAAAUUAACAUAUUUAAAAAUUAAAGAAAAAUAAGUUAAUAAUUAAAAUAUAGUUUAAUAUUUCAAAAUCUUUAAAUUCAAUGUGUGCAUUUCGGAAUAAUUUUUUCAAAAAAAUAUUUAAUAUACAAGAUAUUAUAGACGAUGUGCAACCAUAAUGAUUGAAUCUAAUAGCUAUUAUGCCCUCAUAUGGACUAACGAACGUUUUGCUACAUAAAUUUUUGGUGUAUGAUGAACACAGAUGUUAAAACUAGAAGUAUUAUUUGCAUUACAAUAAAAAAAAAACAUUCUUUUUCCUUGGGGGGGGGGGACAUAAACAAGUCAUUGAAUCUUAUUUUAUAUUGCAUAAUAUUGAAAUAAUAUUUUUAAGAGUUAAAAUAAUAAUUUGUUAAAUAAAUUUUUGGUGUAUGAUGAACACAGAUGUUAAAACUAGAAAUAUUAUUUGCAUUAAAAUAAAAAAAAAACAUUCUUUUUCCUUGGGGGGGGGGGGACAUAAACAAGUCAUUGAAUCUUAUUUUAUAUUGCAUAAUAUUGACAUAAUAUUUCUAAGAGUUAAAAUAAUACAGAUUGUUCAAACUAUGUUUAAUAUCUGAAUAAUCGGAAUAAUGUAUACGGGU